Girardinichthys multiradiatus is the source of this 1306-nucleotide messenger RNA. It is a transcript of the gene commd7, whose product is annotated as COMM domain containing 7. Bases 21 to 752 code for a protein of 243 amino acids. NCBI's taxonomy places the organism in Eukaryota, Metazoa, Chordata, Actinopteri, Cyprinodontiformes, Goodeidae. Gene Ontology annotation, molecular function: NF-kappaB binding. The record is from RefSeq and is a predicted model, not a curated record. Gene Ontology annotation, biological process: negative regulation of DNA-templated transcription; tumor necrosis factor-mediated signaling pathway. The transcript has 9 exons.
UCCUGCUCCGUGAUCCGCCUAUGACGCAGAGGCGUCAGACGUAUUGUGCGCAAGCGUACUGCUGGACCCGGAAGUUGGCUCCAGAAAUCUGCUGCGUAGGGACAUUCAGCACACCGGAGGAGUUCUGUUGGGAUAAAGCGCUCCACAGAAAGAUGCGGCUUCACUUCGCUAGAGAUGUUUUACCGGACUCUGUCGGUACCGACUUUCAGAACCUGUGCAAAUUCGACGAGCAGCAGUUUCGCCAUCUGAUUGAAAUUCUGUUCCAGUUCCUCCUGGACCCUAAAGAGACCAACAGAUUCAUGCAGCGGCUGACAGAAUUUGCAGGGGAACAUGGGAUGAGCGCUGGUCCUCUGAGGAACCUGAUGAAGAGCGUCCUCCUGGUGCCACAGGGAGCUCUGAAGAAAAACCUGACGACGGAUCAAGUCAAGGAGGACCUGAUUACAUUAGGGCUGAACGAGGAGAAAGCUGCUCAUUUUUCAUUACAGUGGGGGGAGCACUACGCUGCGCUGUCCAGACUUGCUGUUGGACAGACUCUGAUGGUCAACCAGCUGGUUGACAUGGAGUGGAAGUUUGGAGUGACGGUUGGGACCAGUGAAAUUCAAAAAGUUGGGAACAUCUUUCUGCAGUUGAAACUGGUGGUGAGAAAGGGGAACUCCACUGAAAAUGUGUUCAUGGAACUGACACUGCCUCAAUUUUACAACUUCCUGCAUGAGAUGGAGAGAGCAAAGGCCAGCAUGGAAUGCUUUGCCUGAAUAUGUGUGUGUGUGUGUGUGUGUGUGUGUGUGUGUGUGUGUGUGUGUGUGUGUGUGUGUGUGUGUGUGUGUGUGUGCGCGCAUCUAAAAAAAACUACCAAACAUUUGUACUUAAUCUUCUAAUAAAACAGUUAAGAAGGAAAUAAGUUUUCUGGUCAGAUUGAAGCAACCAGAAGGCAUGAAGAUCAUUGCUCAGAAGCGUGUGGAAUGAACCGACAUAUAAAUAUGGGGUAAAUGAGAUUUUUAUGUAUCAUUCAGAUGUUUUAUAAACAGAUCAGUAAAAGUUUUGAAAAGGUUACAAAGUGUAGAAAAAUCUGUUUUAGAAGUUGGUGCCCAAUGAAGCUCAUCUUUCUCUAUCAGCAGUGACCUUUUCACCCCAACCAAUCCCCUGAUCUGUUUGUGAAACAUAAAGGAGAGCUGGAGGUUUUACAGCAGGUUCCAAGUCCAAGAGUUCAAACACUCUGGAUCUUCUUGUCUGAAGCAUCUUAGCAGGCGGGUAAAACUAAAACGGUCAUUUUAUUGUACCACUAAAAUAAAGCUCAUAACUCCAUCCA